Acanthopagrus latus (yellowfin seabream) is the source of this 2542-nucleotide messenger RNA. Its product is annotated as complement factor B-like. Lineage: Eukaryota; Metazoa; Chordata; Actinopteri; Spariformes; Sparidae. The coding region runs from base 51 to 2369 and encodes 772 amino acids. Gene Ontology annotation, cellular component: extracellular region. The transcript has 18 exons. Gene Ontology annotation, biological process: proteolysis; complement activation. Gene Ontology annotation, molecular function: serine-type endopeptidase activity. The record is from RefSeq and is a predicted model, not a curated record.
CAUCACUGUACCUUUUGAAAUAAGUGUUCCUGCUCAGUCCUCUCAUUUUUAUGUUGUUCCCCAGUGUAAGGUCCAACAUGGGAUUUUCUAUCCACUGGAGUUGGCAUAUUGCGCUUAUAUUUCUUCUCUGUAUGGGAGGGGAAGUGCGCUGUGAUUGCACAGAGACAAAUAUGCAAAUUGAAGGAGGUCAUUACAAAUUGACCAAGCAGCUGCGGGCAGGCAGCAUGUUGGUCUACAACUGUCCCGAGGGUUACUACCCAUACCCGGCUAGGACCCGCCUGUGCCAGCCCAAUGGCAGCUGGAGACCGGCACCCAAAAGGUUUUCACCUCAGAGAUGCAGGCUUGUUGAAUGCCCUGACCCAAGUGUGCUGGAGUACGGCAAUGUCUCCCCUCCUCAGGAGAAGUACUAUGUGGAUAAUGAGACCACGUAUGAGUGCUACUCUGGAUAUACAAUGCGAGGCUCAUCCAGCCGUGUCUGCUUACCAAGUGGAAAGUGGAGCGGCUCCACUCCCAUCUGUAGCCGCGACUCAGGAGAUCAUUGUGCUGAUCCUGGUAUCCCAGCUGGUGCCUCGAGAACGGGAAACAUGUUUGGAAUUGACGACACAGUGAGAUACAGCUGCAAUGGCAACCUCAUUUUGGUGGGGUCGAACGAAAGGGUGUGUCAGGAGAACGGCCAGUGGAGUGGCAAUGAGCCAGCGUGCUACUACAAACACACCUACGACACUUCCUUGGAGGUUUCAGAGGAAUUUGGCAGCACGAUAAAAAACACCCUCGCCAUUUUAGAGCCAACUGGUGGCAUAGAAAUGGGGAGGAAAAUUGCCGUCUCAACAAAUGGGUCACUUAACAUCUAUAUCGCAGUGGAUAUUUCUGAGAGCAUUGAUUCCAUAUACAUCAAUAACUCGAAGGAGGCUAUCAAAACACUCAUCAGAAAGAUUUCAAGCUUCACCGUGGCUCCAAACUAUGAAAUCCUCUUUUACAACUGCUAUAUAUAUGAAGUCGUCAACAUUCUUGAUUUCUCGGAUGGCACAGUGCCACUGAGCAGCAUCUGGCGUGAAGUGGAAAACUUCACAAUAGAAGACAUAACAACCAUAGGAUCGGAUCUGAACCUCGUCUUUAAGACCUUCUUGGAGAGAAUGGCAGUGCUAAAGAUGCGGGUUGGAGCGGAGGCAUUUAAGGAACAUCGUCACGUCCUUAUAGUUUUUACAGAUGGUGCUUAUAAUAUGGGCGAACCUGCACCUACCGUGGCAAAAAUAAAGGAUAUUGUAUACCGUGGUGACACUGGUGAAGUGGAGACUCAGUCAAGAGAAGAGUAUCUCGACAUUUAUAUUUUUGCCAUCGGAGAAGAAAUCUUUGAUGACGAUCUGAAGCCCCUCACAGCGGGGACCGGUGGCAGGCACUACUUCAGAAUGAAGGACAUCUCAAAUUUACAGGAGACUUUUGAUGAAAUAAUUGAUGAGGAAGAUGUUAAGGGUCUGUGCGGUCUUCACAAGGACUUUGACACGGGUACCAAAGAAAGCAAGAAGAAAAGGUAUCCAUGGGUGGCAUUCAUUAUCAUCCAGAAAGAUGGAGUCUCAAAGAAGUGCCUCGGCUCUCUGGUGAGCCCUGAUUUUGUCUUGACUGCCGCUCACUGCUUUCCAUUUGGAACUUUACCUGAGCACAUCACAGUGGAGAUCAAUGAUGGACAGGGCAUAGUAAAAAAAGUUAAAAUGUUCAGAAUACAUGACCGGUACAAUGUCGCCGCUAAAGUUCAAGAGAGAGUUCAACAGUUCUUCGACUAUGAUGUUGCCCUCAUUCAACUGGAGAAACCUGUUGAAAUCUCCGCUGCCGCUCGACCUAUUUGCAUACCUUGCACCAAGGAGACCAGUCAGGCUCUAAAACUGGGUGGCGCUUCCACCUGCGAGCAACAAGAGAAGCUUCUGCUAAAGAAUCAUCUCGAAAGCCUCAGUUUCCUGACCAGAACGUCCAACUUCAUAGAUGAAAAAACUGUCCAAGCUAAGCUUGGCGAUAAUAGACAUGAAUGCAUCAGACAUGCACUAGCUGCAGAAGGCGUAGAUACGGAUAACCCAGAGGUCGCUGUGACUGAAAACUUCCUGUGCACUGGUGGUCGAUCUCCUCACAGAGAUCAUAUAGCAUGUAAAGGUGAUGCAGGAAGCGCUGUGUUCAAGAACUACGAGCUACGCACAAUACAGGUCGCACUGGUCAGCUGGGGAAACAAGGAUCUGUGCAAAUCAAGUUCAGGUCUCGUCGAGUCAGAUGACACCUCCAGAGAUUUCCAUAUUAAUCUUUUCAGAGUUGUCCCUUUCCUCAAAGCUGUCCUUGGAAAUGACAACCAGGAUGAGUACGCACCACUUGAGUUUUUGGACAGCUAAAUGCAUUAACAUACUGUACUUUGCUUUGAUGUUUCAUUGAUAUGAUUUAUAUAUACACUGUGUUUUAAACCAUCGGCUCAUCUGCAGAUUGAUGAACAGUGAAUGCCGAGUUUACAAUGAAAAAAGCUAAAGUUUUCACACAAAACGCUGUCAUUAAAGUAAUUGUACGCGUG